Verticillium alfalfae VaMs.102 is the source of this 978-nucleotide messenger RNA. Its product is annotated as sorbitol-6-phosphate 2-dehydrogenase. Bases 1 to 978 code for a protein of 325 amino acids. The transcript has 3 exons. NCBI's taxonomy places the organism in Eukaryota, Fungi, Ascomycota, Sordariomycetes, Glomerellales, Plectosphaerellaceae. Gene Ontology annotation, molecular function: oxidoreductase activity, acting on NAD(P)H, oxygen as acceptor. Gene Ontology annotation, cellular component: intracellular anatomical structure. The record is from RefSeq and is a predicted model, not a curated record.
AUGUCCCGCCAUCUACUACCUUACGCCGGACUACCAUCGCGACUGCUUCGUGUACAGACCCCCGCACUUGUCAUAGCACCCCAGCGCAUCAUCAAGACUCCAUUUGCCUCUGCUCGAGCGGCUCGGCCCUUUCACCAGUCCCUCAGGCCUCUCCAAUCGACCGCAAUGGGUUCCGUUUCUCACCAGCCUACUCGGCUACCCGAGUUCAGCCUCCAGGACAAGGUCAUCAUCGUCUCUGGCGCUGCACGAGGCCUUGGUCUGACCCAAGCAGAAGCCCUCCUCGAGGCCGGCGCGAUUGUUCAUGCCAUUGACCGUCUGCCUGAGCCCGACUCGUACUUUCACAAGGUUGCUAACCGCGCCAAGAGCGAGCUGGGCACCACGUUGACGUACCACCGCGCCGACGUUCGUGAUGUCGACAAUCUCAAUGCCCUCAUCGAGGGCAUCGCCAACGAGCAUGGCCGCGUCGAUGGCCUCAUCGCCGCCGCCGGUAUCCAGCAGGAGACGCCCGCUCUCGAGUACAAGGCCGAAGAUGUCGAUCGCAUGAUGGGCGUCAACGUCACCGGCGUCUUCAUGACGGCCCAGGCCGUCGCCCGCCAAAUGGUCCGCCUGCGCUGCAAAGGCAGCAUUGUCCUCAUUGCCAGCAUGAGCGGUACCGUCGCCAACCGCGGUCUCAUCUGCCCCGCCUAUAAUGCCUCCAAGGCUGCCGUCAUUCAGCUCGCCCGCAACCUCGCGUCCGAGUGGGGUGAGCACAACAUCCGCGUCAACACCAUAUCUCCAGGCUACAUCGUCACCGCCAUGGUUGAGGCCCUUUUCGAGACGUACCCCGAGCGCCGCGACGAGUGGCCCAAGCACAACAUGCUCGGCCGCCUCAGCGCCCCCGAGGAGUACCGCGGUGCCGCCGUUUUCCUGCUCAGCGACGCCAGCAGCUUCAUGACGGGCGCCGAUCUGCGGAUGGACGGUGGUCACGCGGCGUGGUAG